Ceraceosorus guamensis is the source of this 339-nucleotide messenger RNA. RefSeq lists its product as hypothetical. Lineage: Eukaryota; Fungi; Basidiomycota; Exobasidiomycetes; Ceraceosorales; Ceraceosoraceae. The coding region runs from base 1 to 339 and encodes 112 amino acids. The transcript has a single exon. The record is from RefSeq and is a predicted model, not a curated record.
AUGAACAGUCACGACGCUUACUCUGGUUACCGAAGCCUCUUGCCCGCAGGGGUGGAGGGCGAGAAUGCAGUGGCAGCAAGCAUUGCUCUUCAAAUCCCACUGCUCUUCCCAGGCGCGAGUGCCAAAAAGGUCAAGAUUCCCAUCCACUUUUCAAUCUGCGGAAAGGACUCGGUCGCUCCUGCCGCUCCAACGCUCAAGUACGCCAAGCAAGCUGCAAAGGGAGAGAUCGAGUAUUACGAGGAUUUCGGUCAUUUCAGCAUCUAUCAGGGAGAACAGUUCGACGUCGUCACUGCCAAGCAGCUGGACUUUUUGAGCCGAAAUUUGCCACUGGAGGCAUAA